Molecule: messenger RNA, 1065 nt
Organism: Saccharomycodes ludwigii
Lineage: Eukaryota; Fungi; Ascomycota; Saccharomycetes; Saccharomycodales; Saccharomycodaceae
Gene: MED4
Product: Med4p
Exons: 1
Coding region: 1-1065 (354 amino acids)
Biological process (GO): regulation of transcription by RNA polymerase II
Cellular component (GO): mediator complex
Molecular function (GO): transcription coregulator activity
Source: RefSeq, a predicted model, not a curated record
AUGGAUGCCCAAAAUGUUAAUAAUACCUUGUUAACGUCGCCAAGCUCAAAAAACUUUAGCCAUAGUGAUAAUAAUGUGAAUAAUUCUACUUUAAAAUCAAAUGUACCAGGAAAUACACAAAAUAUGGCGGGAGUAAAUAAUAUUAAUAAUGAUGCAGACAAUUUUGGAAUCACUCUUUUACCGAGUAACAAAAGAAACAUGGUGACAACAACUGCAGUGAUAGAUCCAAAUAUAAAUGUCAAAAAUAACGAUAUCAAGCUUCCUGUGCUUUACAAUAUAGUCGACCAAUAUGAAAAGAAUAUAGAAAAUUUUGUAGAAACUGUAGAUAGCUUCAAGCCAUCGCUUCCAUUGGCUAGUAAAAUUAUAGAAACAGACUCGAAACUAAUGAAUCAAUUAAAUGAAUUUCCCAAAUAUGAUCAAAUGAACAAAAACUUAAUGAAGCUAAAUGAAUAUGAAACAAAUUUGCAAAAUAAUAUUCACUGGAUAUUAACCACAUUAAAUGACUGUUACAUGAAAUUGAAUCGUUUGCCCAUGGAGAAACAAGUCAAAAUUGAACAAAAAAUUAUAUUGAAACAAAGAGAAAAUAUUAAAACUAAAUUAUUAUUAGAUUAUUCAAUGAAGUUGGCAAAAUUCACCAAAAUACCACCUACCCUAAACCGUGAGAUGAUUGGUCCUUCUAAUUUUAUAUGGCCUGGUGAAGAUUCUUUGAGAAGGGGUAUGUUGGCACUGUCAUCAUUAAAAGAAAAAGAAUCAAUCAAGAAAAAGGAAGAAGAAGAAACCCAGCAUCAAAAACAAUUGGAACAAGAACAAGAACAAAAAGAAAAUACAAAGACCAGUAAUGGAGAUGAGGAGAAUUCGUUUAUUUUCAAUGGAACACACAAAAAUAAAGAAAACCAAAAUGAUAGUAAUAGACAAGAAGAACAAAAUAUUGUAAAUAAGCAGGAAGAUGAUCAUCUCAACACACAACAAAAAAAUCAUCAUCCUGAGGAAUCUGGUGAAGCUGAGGACGACGAAGAUUUAGAUUUAGAUUUAGAUUUAGAUCUAUUCAAUCCAGAUGAAUUUUAA